Gastrolobium bilobum is the source of this 939-nucleotide messenger RNA. RefSeq lists its product as uncharacterized. NCBI's taxonomy places the organism in Eukaryota, Viridiplantae, Streptophyta, Magnoliopsida, Fabales, Fabaceae. Bases 1 to 864 code for a protein of 287 amino acids. The record is from RefSeq and is a predicted model, not a curated record. The transcript has 5 exons.
AUGGCAACCACUAGAUUGUUGCGCUCCUCUAGGCCAAUUCAACUUCCUUCUUCUUCUACUACUACUUCUUCUUCGAUUAUGAAAUGUAUAAGGUACCAAAGUAGGGCUAGUUUCAAUGAAGAUCAUAACAUAGCUUCUAAAGGAGAAAGAAAACCGGUGGUGGCCGUGAAGGCAUCGUUGGCUGCCACCGACCACAUAUCUACAUCAAAACCAGUGGUUCGUCAAGGAUUGUUAGAUAUAGCUGUGUUUAUAGCAAGUAUUCGCAAUGCUAUGCUGGUUCUUUUGCGGGUCGCGGUCAAAAGGAAGCGUUGGAAUUUACAUCCCCAGAUGCUCAUUGAAAGGGCAAUAAUCGAUUGCAGGUUUUUUACAUUGUUCGCCGUAGCAGGAUCUUUACUUGGCUCGGUAUUGUGUUUUGUUGAGGGUUGCCUUCUUGUUAUCGAGUCAUACGCGCAUUAUUUCCAUACGUUGUCUCAAAGGUUGGAUCAAGGACACGUGGUGCAUCUACUUAUCGAAGCCAUAGACAUGUUCAUGGUAGGAACUGCCUUGCUCAUUUUUGGGGUGGGUUUGUACGUCAUGUUUGUGGCAUCAAUGACUGCUAGGAAAGAAAAAGAACCAUGGCUUUGUGGAUCAAACUUGCUGGGUCUCUUCUACAUGAAGUCACCUCCUCGGUGGGUAGGGAUGCAAUCAAUUGAACAGGCGAAGUCGAAGAUUGGGCAUGCGGUGAUGAUGAUUCUUCAAGUGGGACUAUUAGAGAAGUUCAAGGAUAUUCCCUUAGUCACAGGCCUUGAUCUUGCUUGUUUCGCUGCAGCUGUACUCACAUCCUCAGCUUCAAUUUUUGUCCUCUCUAGGCUUCAUAGAUAUUGACGUAAAGUUAGCUUGGAAUUAAUAUUCCAACUUCAUAUUUUUGCCAUAAAUUUAUAGAACACGCUAUUUCUUUCG